AUGGCUUUCAGGGUUUCAGUGUCAGUCUAUCUCUUAUUCAAUGCAAUGGCAGCAUUAAGUGAAGAGAUGGCCUCGAACCUGACACUCGCAAUCGAAACCCAGCCAAGUAAUUGGACAGUUAACAAAACAAAAGAAGGACCCAUAGUCUUGAAGUUCUCACAUCCUUGCCUGGAAUACCACGAUAGUUACUGCAUCCAUGGUGUGUGUGCCUUCCACCGUGAGUUGAAGAAAGCCAUCUGCAGGUGUUUUACUGGUUAUACUGGAGAAAGGUGUGAGCAUUUGACCUUAACUUCAUAUGCUGUAAAUUCUUAUGAAAAAUACAUUGCAAUUUGGAUUGGCGUCGGAGUAUUAUUAAGUGGCUUUCUUGCUAUUUUUUACUGCUACAUAAGAAAGAGGUGUCUAAAACUGAAAUCACCUUAUAAGGUCUGUUCCAGAGGAAAACCACUGUGA
This is a messenger RNA of Pipistrellus nathusii (Nathusius's pipistrelle), 450 nucleotides long. Lineage: Eukaryota; Metazoa; Chordata; Mammalia; Chiroptera; Vespertilionidae. The record is from the annotation of a GenBank genome assembly.